GUGAGUUGGUGAGUGAGUGAAUUGGUGAGUGAGUUUGUGAGUGAGUUGGUGAGUUGGUGAGUGAUCGAUGAGCGACGCGUUCGAGGAUGACUUCCUGAGGCUUCUGUUCGGAGAAUCGACUCGACCCACAACUCCAUCAGAGCUGGCAUGUAGCGCUUUCUGCCACGGUGAUGGCACCGGCUUCCUCGGCAACAGCCCGGGCCGUGCCGGCGACGGCGCCGUCUUCGCGCCCUUUGACCCGCCGCCGCUGUCGGCAGCAGCCGCGGCCGCCUCCGUGCAGCAGCAGCAGCAGCAGCAUCAUCAGCAGCAGCAACAGCAGCAGCAGCAUCAUCAGCAGCAGCAACAGUGA
Molecule: messenger RNA, 349 nt
Organism: Petromyzon marinus (sea lamprey)
Lineage: Eukaryota; Metazoa; Chordata; Hyperoartia; Petromyzontiformes; Petromyzontidae
Source: RefSeq, a predicted model, not a curated record